UUGGGUGGAAAGUGUUGUUGACAGAAAUUUAGCUAGGAGCUUAGCAGAGGAGGUGUCAGUCUCCCAAAAAAAAAAAGAGGUUGUUUGUGGGAGCCGCAGGACCUUCGCUGUUGUCGUCAGGUCACGACCCGCUAAGAUGGCAGAGCUAAGGCACCGUGGACCCAAAGACACCGACCCUACGGUUCAGCAGCAGCCGUCAGAAGACAAGGGCUCGGACAAUGAACUUAAGGCAGAAAAAGAUGGGGUGUCAGACAGUGAGUCCAAAGUGGACUCGGGCGUCCCAGAGGUGCCGGUCCCUGCUGACGACACCCCUGAGGUUUUAAAUAAGGCACUGUCUGGACUCUCUUCAAGAUGGAAGAACUGGUGGGUACGAGGCAUCUUAACACUAGCCAUGAUCUCCUUCUUCUUCUUCAUCAUCUACUUGGGCCCCAUGGUGCUUAUGAUGAUUGUCCUCUGUGUCCAGAUAAAAUGCUUCCAGGAAAUCAUCACCAUUGGUUACAGUGUGUACCACUCCUACGACCUGCCGUGGUUCAGGACAUUGAGCUGGUACUUCCUGCUGUGUGUGAACUACUUCUUUUAUGGUGAAACCGUGACUGAUUAUUUCUUCACACUGGUUCAGAGGGAGGAGCCCCUUCGCAUCCUCAGCAAAUACCACCGCUUCAUCUCCUUCGCGCUCUACCUGACAGGUUUCUGUAUGUUUGUGCUGAGUUUGGUGAAGAAACAUUACCGCCUUCAGUUUUACAUGUUUGGUUGGACCCAUGUGACUCUCCUGAUCGUUGUGACCCAGUCUCACCUCAUCAUUCACAACCUGUUUGAGGGAAUGAUCUGGUUCAUUGUGCCCAUUUCUUGUGUGAUCUGUAAUGACAUCAUGGCCUACAUGUUUGGUUUCUUCUUUGGGCGAACCCCUCUUAUCAAGCUGUCGCCUAAGAAGACUUGGGAGGGCUUCAUCGGUGGAUUCUUCUCCACCAUUGUUUUUGGAAUCAUGCUCUCCUACGUCAUGGCUGGCUGUCGCUACUUUGUGUGUCCGGUGGAGUUCAACAACGACUCCAACAGCUUCCAGGUGGAUUGUGAGCCAUCAGAGCUGUUUCAGCUCCAGGACUACGCCCUGCCCAGUAUGCUGGAGUCUGUCACUGGUUGGACCACAGUGUGCCUGUAUCCAUUCCAGAUCCACAGCAUUGCCCUCUCCUCCUUUGCCUCCAUCGUGGGACCCUUCGGUGGCUUCUUUGCUAGCGGCUUCAAGAGAGCUUUCAAAAUCAAGGAUUUUGCAAACACCAUCCCAGGUCAUGGAGGUAUUAUGGACAGAUUUGACUGCCAGUACCUCAUGGCCACAUUUGUUAAUGUCUACAUUGCUAGCUUCAUUAGGGGCCCUAACCCCACCAAGGUGAUCCAGCAGCUCUUGGCCCUCCGUCCCGAUCAGCAGCUCUAUAUCUUCAAUUCCCUGAAGGCUCACCUGACCGAGAAAGGCCUGCUGCCAGCGCUGGAGGAGGCCGCUGCAGCUUAGAGCCUCCAACAAACACAGCUAGCUCGCCCUAAGAGGAGGGGAGAGACGGGAGAGGAGGUUAGCGGCACCCAGGGAGCCCCGCGCACCCCUGGAGCUCUGGGAAGACUCAGUGCUUUUGCGUGAGCGAGAACACAUCCAAGAAAAACAAACCGAAAACCACAAAAUCGACAGCCUUGGGUCAUUCCAUUUCAUGUGGGAGUCAUGCUUGUCUGUGUUCCUACAGUCUGUGAAUCAUGUUUCUGACACCAGUGUUUUCAGGUUGAGUUUGUGAAUUACUGUACUUUUACACAUUUCCAUUACCGUCAACCUCUAUCUAUUUACACUGUUAAACAAAAUGUUGGUUUGCUGUACAUUUCUACCUGUACACACAAUAUCCUCUAUAUAUACCUUAUUAUUAAUGUGUAUCGAUAUUUUAUUGUUCUUUUUUAUUAUUUCAAUGCACUGCUCUCAGCGCUGUUACUCACUGUAUUCUUACUUCUGCUGCACCCUCCCUCUAAUUUAAGGGUAAUUUUCUUUAUUGUGAGUUUUUCUAUUUAUAAAUAGAUGUUUUUAUAUUUGGUAUGGUUCUAUUAUAUCUUAAUGUUGUCUUUUUUUCUUUCUUUUUAAAAAAAUUCAGGCUAAAUUCACCAUUGCCAUCUGCCAUGUACAUUUUUUGUGUUUUUUCUGCCAUUCAUCAAAGCCUCUCAUGCUUGGCCAAAUCUUUAAGACGUUAUUGUGCCGAAAUCAAAGGUGAAUGACUAAAUUAGACUUGAAGGGGACCUCUAAUGCUUUGUUCCAGCUCUCCACUUUUGUUCUUGGAUGGUACCAGAGGAGCUUUGCGUGAUUCACAAUUCCUUAUUUGUCCUACCCCGGGCCUUGGUGCAGCUCCUCAGUUCAUCCUCGGAAACGAGUUGUUUCAGCUUCCUUCCCUUUUAAACUUUCUUCUGAUUGGCCGCCGCGCAUAAACAGACUUGAUAUCACACAGAGCCAAGAAUAGGGGGGGAAAAUAAGCUUUCUAAAGCCAGACAGCUCCCAGAGAUUGCACAUGCACUGACCUCAUGUUUGAAAGGUUAGCCAUGGUUGUUAAUAUGAGCGUCCACCAUUUUGUGUGUGUGUGUGUGUGUGUGUGUGUGUGUGUGUGUGUGUGUGUGUGUGUGUGUGAUAACAAAUAAAGGAAAGCAGCACAGGUCCACCUUAGGUCCAUCAAGUCUUUGAGUUCAGCUAUUGGUGGUUUUGUGUUUAGGGAGCAUAAAAGCUGUGCUAUCUUCUUGUUGCUGUUCAGCAGAAAUGAUGUCACAAAUAGAGCUGGCUGUGUUCGUUUUACAUAUAUUUUUUUUUUUAAAUUUUUGCGGCCCGUUGCUUGUUGACUGUAAGGCACAGAGGGAUUGUUGCAUUAUGGCUACUUCCUCUGACAGCUGGAAUGUGUAACAGUGCCACAGUUGGGGUUUCUACACUGCCAUCAGCUGCUUGUGCGUGCUUUGAUGUCACUGUUUUUCACCGCUUGAGCGCAGCACAAACGGCACAUCGAUACAGACUGAUCAACUUGAUUUAUUUGUGGCCUGUUGCCGUCUCAUUGGGUGAAACUUUGGCCAAUACAAUCCGUUAUUGUGUACGUAUUGCAGUUCAUUCCCUGGGGUUUUCCAGUGGCAGCUUUCAUUGUUUUUGCCACUUUCAAAUGUGUGUUUGUGUGUAUUGGAUUUAACGAUAAAAUAUAAAAGCUGGGACUUCAU
Molecule: messenger RNA, 3210 nt
Organism: Oreochromis aureus
Lineage: Eukaryota; Metazoa; Chordata; Actinopteri; Cichliformes; Cichlidae
Gene: cds2
Product: CDP-diacylglycerol synthase (phosphatidate cytidylyltransferase) 2
Exons: 13
Coding region: 137-1501 (454 amino acids)
Cellular component (GO): endoplasmic reticulum membrane
Molecular function (GO): phosphatidate cytidylyltransferase activity
Source: RefSeq, a predicted model, not a curated record